Molecule: messenger RNA, 901 nt
Organism: Acaulospora morrowiae
Lineage: Eukaryota; Fungi; Glomeromycota; Glomeromycetes; Diversisporales; Acaulosporaceae
Source: the annotation of a GenBank genome assembly
ACCAUAUCACGGAUUACCUUCACUAUAUCGAAAAACACAAGAAAUAUGGAAUUUUGAUAUAUCUGACGGUAUACACAAUUUGCGUUUGGCUAUUCUUACCUGGCUCAAUAAUAAGCAUAGCCGCGGGGUUCUUGUUCAAACCACCGAUAUUAGCAGGCGCCAUCAUUAUAAUUGGCGAUAUUUUCGGGGCAUUGGGAACUUUUAUCUUUGGGAGAUAUAUCUUUUCCGAUUGGGUCAAGGCUCAGAUCGAGAAAAGGCCGGUGUUCACCGCUUUGAACAAUGUUAUAACCGAAGAAGGAUGGAAAAUCGUGGUUAUGCUACGUCUAACUCCGAUACCAUUCAACCUUAUAAGCUAUUUCUUUUCGGUCAGUUCUAUAGAUGUAAGUUAUCAAUUGGCACUCAACCAUGAAUUAUCAUUGAAACCAUUUCAACUUUUCACAUUCCUUUGGGCAACCGCUGUCGGAGUUUUGCCCGGUACCUUUAAUGCGGUAUGGAUUGGAUCACUCGUGAAAAGUUUGAGUGGUUUGGACAAUCCGAAUCUAAAAAACAAAGAUAUCGUAAUUAUCACAAUGAAUGUUAUAUUCGUUGUAUGCUGUGUGGUCGCAUUAUCAAUAUUCGGCAAGAGAUCUUUGCGCAAGGCGAUGUUGAAAUUGAAGGCUUCCAAGGAGUCAACCAAUAAUAAUGCUCCACUCAUCUCAACAGAGUCCAUCCCUGACGAGGAAGCUAAUCAUCCAUUGGUGGAAGAGGAGCCCCUGACGAUUCCCGAAACUGGGCGUUUCACACGUGCUGAACGAAUUACCCUUUUCAUAAUUGGUAUAGUGGCAUUCCUCAAUUUGGCGAUUUCUGUGCCGCUAUAUUUUUACUUUAGAGCCCAUGAGCCAGAUUCUGGAAGCAUAAAAUA